Messenger RNA from Zymoseptoria tritici IPO323, 1434 nucleotides. RefSeq lists its product as uncharacterized. Lineage: Eukaryota; Fungi; Ascomycota; Dothideomycetes; Mycosphaerellales; Mycosphaerellaceae. The transcript is spliced from 4 exons. Bases 130 to 1308 code for a protein of 392 amino acids. The record is from RefSeq and is a predicted model, not a curated record. Gene Ontology annotation, biological process: UDP-galactose transmembrane transport. Gene Ontology annotation, molecular function: UDP-galactose transmembrane transporter activity; UDP-glucose transmembrane transporter activity. Gene Ontology annotation, cellular component: endoplasmic reticulum membrane; Golgi membrane.
AUCUUUCAUUCACGUGCGUUUGGAGACAACACGGACUGUCAUUCCUGCAUCGUAUUUCUUCCAAACAAUUCUCGGGCCACAGGCAACUCGACCAACCAACAAGAACACCCCCUUCUGGACACCUCAAACAUGGCCACUCAAAAUGGCAAUGCUCGCCAACAUCAAGCAAAUGGAAAGAUUGCCGAACACGAACUCGGACUCACACUCGGCGGCAAGAACGAUCCAGCUCUCAAACCCAACGCCGAAGCCAAAAGUGCCGACACCUUGCUCAACCUCAUCAUCUGCGCCGGAGGAAUCUACGCAUCGUUUCUAACAUGGGGCGUCCUCCAAGAACGCAUCACAACGACCAACUACGGCACUCCCACCAAUCGCGAAGUCUUCCAAUACCCCGUCGUCGUCAACACGGUGCAAUCCCUCUUCGCCGCCUCUCUCGGCUACCUCUACCUCCUCUUCACCCGUCCAACUCCUGCCUCCAUGCCCGUCAUUCCCUCCCGCAAGAUCCUCGGUCCUCUCUGUCUGGUCGCCAUCAUCUCCUCCGUCUCCUCGCCCAUCGGCUACGCCAGCUUACAACACGUCGACUACAUCACCUUCAUCCUCGCCAAGUCCUGCAAAUUAUUGCCCGUCAUGUUCCUGCACGUCACGCUAUAUGGGAAACGGUAUCCUUUCUACAAGUACGCCGUCGUGGCACUCGUCACCGCGGGAGUGGCGAUUUUCACGUUGCAGUCGGGUGGUGGGAAGAAGAAGAAGACCAACAGUGGGAAUAGUAUCUACGGUCUUGUCCUUCUCAGCAUCAACCUCCUCUUUGACGGAUUGACAAAUUCCACGCAGGAUGAUAUUUACGCCAAAUUUCGCGGAUAUACGGGGAAGCAAAUGAUGGUCGCCCUCAAUAUCAUGAGCACGAUCUUGACGACCUUGUUCCUGCUGCUCUCGCCAUACAUCGCGCAGACUGGAGUGGGCGCAAUGGUCGGCAUUAGCACUGGCAAGGGAGCCGGCGAGCUCUGGGAUGCCAUCGCAUUCAUCCAACGUCACCCAGCCGUGGGUCGGGACAUUCUCAUGUUUGGCGCAGCGGGUGCCUUGGGGCAGGUCUUCAUCUUCAUGACGCUCUCCAUCUUCGGCAGUCUCGUCCUCGUGACCGUGACCGUCACCCGCAAGAUGCUGACCAUGAUCCUCUCGGUCGUGUACUUUGGGCACGCGCUCACCGCGGGUCAGUGGGUGGGUGUGGGAUUGGUGUUUGGCGGAGUGGGGAUUGAAGGAUACCUGACCAAAGUCGAGAAGGCGCAAAAGGCGAGGGAGAAGAAGAAGGCAUAGCCAGCUUUCUUGUCGCAAGGGGUAGCAGAGAUACAGAGGAAAGGCGAGACAGGCUAGGCUAUAGACCAAGAAAAAUGUAUGUAUCAUUAUUACGUUCUGACAAGUCAACUGCCGCUCAUGCUUUUG